This is a messenger RNA of Aplysia californica (California sea hare), 975 nucleotides long. RefSeq names its product sulfotransferase 6B1-like. Gene Ontology annotation, molecular function: sulfotransferase activity. Gene Ontology annotation, cellular component: cytoplasm. Gene Ontology annotation, biological process: sulfation. The record is from RefSeq and is a predicted model, not a curated record. NCBI's taxonomy places the organism in Eukaryota, Metazoa, Mollusca, Gastropoda, Aplysiida, Aplysiidae. Bases 1 to 975 code for a protein of 324 amino acids. The transcript is spliced from 8 exons.
AUGCCGUUUACAGUGGUGGUUUGUGACGUCACGGCCUGUCUGAUGAUGAACCGGUCGAUGCUGUCGUUGGUCAAACGGCGCAGCCCAGGUCGAGAAUGCCCUGCGCCGUCGCUGUACAGGCGAAUUGUGUCUAGUCUUCAGUGCGUGUGCCAAAACGUAUUGGGACGCACCUUAGAAGAUCUCCUCUCUAACCACACCGAGGAAGACGAGGACGGGAGAAAACUGACACUGUUUCGAUACAACGGCAAGACGUACCCUCCCUUUGGGGAAGUGACUUUUCGUCAACUCAAAGACAUGACCGUCAGAGACGAUGAUGUGUUCCUUAUGGGAUACCCGAAGACAGGAUGCCACUGGACGUUCGAGGUGCUAAGAAUGAUGCUUCAGGGAGAGGCCAAACUGUCAGACAAGACCAAAAUGCAGUCCUUUAUUGAUGUGGUCAAUCCGACAAAGCUCGAGACCCUGCCCUCCCCGCGAAUUCUUAACUCUCACGUGCUCUUCGAGGAUAUGCCCAGACAGGUCGCUGAGAAGAAGACGAAAAUUAUUCUGACUGUGCGCAACCCAAAAGACACAGCCGCCUCUUUCUACAACCACCAUGCCAAGAUCCCAGAAUACACGUACGAUGGGACUUUUAACAAGUGGUUUCCUCUCUACCUCAGUGGUCGAGUUGACUACGGCUCCUAUUUUGACUACUACAAAUCUUGGGACGACACCGUGAAAGAAAAUCCUGACCAACCUAUUCUGGUUCUGUCUUAUGAGGACAUGAAGGAGGAUCUCCCACGCGAGAUCAGGCGUCUGUCUCAGUUCCUGGGUAUCUCUGUGAGCGACAGUCUUGUGGAGGAGAUUUGUGAGGCUGCAGGGGUGAACAACAUGAAGCAGUCCUUCGGCAAGCGUAUGUCAAACAACAUGGACACAAUGUCGGACCGAGCUGAGACUCGGACCCAGGAACCCGCAAUCUUACGAUUACAGGUCCGAUAG